Messenger RNA from Paramecium pentaurelia, 291 nucleotides. The record is from the annotation of a GenBank genome assembly. Lineage: Eukaryota; Ciliophora; Oligohymenophorea; Peniculida; Parameciidae.
AUGAUUUCUCAACAUACUCUUCCUUAUAAACUUAAAUCUGGAGAGGAAAAAAAGGAUAGAGAAGCUAUUGUUAAGAGAAUGGUUGAAUGUUGGUUAGACAAGAAAGUCAAAAAUGAGUCAAGAGAAUAUUUAGAGGAGUUGAUCAAAAUAUACGAAAUCACAACAGAAGAGGACUCUAAAUGGGCUAAAUAUAAAAUUCUCAGAGCCCCUCUCAUAAUUGAACCAAAAAUAGAGUCAUCACGAAAAGUAAAUGGAUAAAUUUUCUAAAUCUUAAAAAAAAAAGAUAUUUGA